Messenger RNA from Apiotrichum porosum, 1275 nucleotides. RefSeq lists its product as uncharacterized. NCBI's taxonomy places the organism in Eukaryota, Fungi, Basidiomycota, Tremellomycetes, Trichosporonales, Trichosporonaceae. Gene Ontology annotation, cellular component: TIM23 mitochondrial import inner membrane translocase complex. The coding region runs from base 1 to 1275 and encodes 424 amino acids. Gene Ontology annotation, biological process: protein import into mitochondrial matrix. The record is from RefSeq and is a predicted model, not a curated record. The transcript has 3 exons.
AUGCCAGCCCGCAUAUCUAUCGCAAGGCUGGCAUCGACCAUCGCCUCGGGACAGGGAGCGGCCUGCAGGCCGCUUGCCGCGUUCGCAUUCACCCUCCCAUCCCCCGCAUCUUCGGCGCCCACCUCGAGCCGGUGCCGCUCCCACACGACCAGCAGCAGCCUGCCAACUCGAUUCCCUCCAGCAGCCUCAGUCCUGCGCUCGAGCGGGGCCGUCUUCUCCGCCAAGCAGAAGCACGUCGCAUCCUCCACGGGCAGUGGUGCUUCUGCGCGCCGCGGCCUGGCGACCCACUCGGACGAGCCGUUCAAGGCAAGCCACCACCCCGGUGGCAAGUCGCGCCCCGAGACGGUCGAAGAGACUCUCCGCCGUCUCGAGACUGAGGCGCGCAAACUCGGCGACGGGGGACGCGACCAUGCCGGCCCCUUCCCUCUGGGUGUUGGGCCUAGCGGGCGGAACAAGACAUGGAAGUCGUGGCGAGAACUUCGCUUCAGCGGAAAGCUGUGGCGUACGACUCAGCAGAUGGGUAAUUUGACCAUCAUCCUUGUCGGUGUUGGUCUCCUGGUCAUUUUGAGCAUCGCGCUGUCGACCGAGCUCUUUGCCAAGAACUCGCCUUCGGUACUGUACAGCCAGUGCAUCGACAUGAUCCGCGAUAGCGACGCCCUCAACGCUUACUUCCUCCCGCCUAUGAGCUUCACACACUCGCCCCACUCGUCCGCGCCCACGCGCGGCACUGCUCCCGUGGUGCACCGCGCUGUCCGCCACCCCUCGAGCGGCCGCGACCACCUCAUCCUCACAUUCUGGGUCCACGGCCGUGGCCGCGACGAGCCCGAACCCCUUGGCUGGGCGAAGCGGUGGUGGGCAGAGGGUGAGACGCAGUUGCGCAAGUUUGCCUCGUUUGUGGGCCUCGUCGAGCCCGUCGAGGACCCGACGGCGGCCGACGCUGCCGUCGCCGCGGCACACAAUGCCGUCGCCAACGCCGAGGCCGCUGCGGAGGAGCAAGGCCCGGGCUUCCUCGGCCGUCUCACGAGCGCAUUCGCGUUCCGCGGCCCAACGUCGGGUGUCUCCAUCAGGUCCGCCUCGCGCACCCCUCCACCACCGGGAACGUACAAGGUCGGCGAGGUGAGGGCCGACUAUGUCAAGAAUGCCGCGGGCCACUAUACGAUGCUGGCGCUCGUGGUGGACGUGCCCUCGAGCCGCGCACCGUACCCGGGCCGUGCGCUUGUGUUCUGGUCCCCCGAGGCGGACCGCGAGGGUCUGCUUGGUCGCAGGAGUGGUUAG